Molecule: messenger RNA, 1082 nt
Organism: Aspergillus neoniger CBS 115656
Lineage: Eukaryota; Fungi; Ascomycota; Eurotiomycetes; Eurotiales; Aspergillaceae
Product: Mpv17/PMP22 family protein
Exons: 4
Coding region: 267-824 (185 amino acids)
Cellular component (GO): cytoplasm; membrane
Source: RefSeq, a predicted model, not a curated record
UCUCACCGAUACUCAGUAGUGUUGAUCAGGGCCGCCAUCUACAACUUAACUCCACGGACCCUUUGAAAUUUAUUUAAUUUCAGCGCAGAAAAGACGCAACUCACAACUAUCAUCUCUUCAAAAUCUACUUGCUCAUUCCAAACUUCCCUUAACGCAGGAACACAUUUCUUAGCCCCCAGGUCUCAUUAAUUAAAACCACGCGGUUCUGGGCCGACCGAUCGAUCGAUCUAAAAAUCCUGACACGAUUUCGUGUCUAGUACCUUACCAUGGCUUUUCCUCCGAUAGCGAGGGCGACCUUGCAAGCUGCGCUGAUUAAUGCGGGUUCCAAUGUUCUCGCUCAGGCUAUUGGGGCUUAUAGAGAUGAGAGACCCUUUGAAUUAGACACUCAAGUCUUGUUUCAGUUCACUACUUGUGCCUUUGUUAUUUCACCCUUGACCUUCUUGUGGCUUGAGUGUCUCGAGGCGAAAUUCCCAGGCUAUGAUGAGAGCUCUGCUCCCAAGCCGAAGACGGAGAAGAAGGAGGCACACAAGCCUAAACUGAAUGUGACGAAUACUGUGGCAAAGAUUGUCAUCGAUCAGAUUAUUGGUGGUGCCUGGAACACGGUAGCCUUUAUCAUGACAAUGGGACUUUUGCGCGGUCAGAGCUGGGAUGCCAUUACGCUGCAAAUUCAGAAGGAUUUCUGGCCCAUCCUGAUCGCGGGAUUCAAGCUGUGGCCUAUUGUCUCUAUCUUGAACUUCACAGUUGUACCAACAGACAAACGGCUGCUUGUUGGCAGUCUGUUUGGUGUUAUCUGGGCCAUUUAUUUGAGUUUGAUGUCUGGUUGAUGUUGUAAUAGGUCGUCUGAGGAUUUCCCUGGAUUGCCAGGCUAGCUAGUCUAUGUUGGAAGAUAGAUUGGGCGCUGGGGACUUGGGACCUGCGGGUGGUGUUCACGUUCGUUUAGCAAUUAGCUUGACAUCAAAUCUCAGAAUUCGCAACGUGUGCUUCUUAGAGCACUAGUAUAUAAAAGUUGAGACAUUCAUUACUUGAUCCUUCCGCGUUGGGUAAGCUCGUCAGGGGGGCGACAGAGAACUGACAAGUGUACG